Messenger RNA from Rotaria sp. Silwood2, 3150 nucleotides. NCBI's taxonomy places the organism in Eukaryota, Metazoa, Rotifera, Eurotatoria, Philodinida, Philodinidae. The record is from the annotation of a GenBank genome assembly.
AUGAGUAUAGUAAAGCAAGCUGAAUUACCUAAUUUUCGCUUUGAUGUAAAUAGUGUUAGUAGUCGAGCUUUGAUAAAACCUGUAGAUCAAACAAUUUCUAUUAGUGGUCUCUCAGGUUCAAGUGGUGAACCUGGUAUUAAUGGUACAUCAGGAAUAUCGGGAAGUUCUGGAUACUACGGUGGGUCUGGUUCUAAAGGUGGCAAUGGUACUAAUGGAUUAGAUGGUAAGCCUGGUCAAUCUGGUACAGAUUCUCAACAUGCAUUGAUUCGUUUAAAUGGAACAGUAGAAAAUUUAAAUGUGCAGCUAAAAAUAUUUCAAAAGUUGGACAAUUUGUUUGAGCCUUCCCUUAAUGUUCGCUGGAAUUCCUCCGAUGUCCCUAAUGAAGCUAAUUAUAAUUUUCAACUGGCUAAAUCAAAAGGAGUUAUUCUUAUUGAGGCUGUUGGAGGCAAUGGUGGGGAUGGAGGACAAGGUGGAAGAGGAGGAAAUGGUGGGAGCGGAGGAAGUGGUGGCGAUGGUCGAGAUGGAUCACCGGGAUAUAGCGGUAGCAACGGGACAAAUGGUGGAGAUGGACAAAAAGGCGGUUCUGGAGGUAGUGGUGGUAAUGGUGGAUCUGGAGGAAAUGGAUGGAAUGGAGGGAAUGCUGGUGCUGGUGGUAAUGUACAAGUUCGAAGUAUAGAUUCUCGACUUUUUAUGUUGAUUGAAAUGGAUUGUCGAGCAGGAAAAAAAGGUAAAGGAGGUGAUGGUGGACAAGGUGGUAGUUACGGGAGCGGUGGUUCAGGUGGACGUGGAGGGAGAGGUGGACCUGCCGGAUACGGCUUGUCGCCAGGUACCAAUGGUACAGAUGGUUUUCACGGUGACAGCGGCAGCUCUGGUAUAUCAGGUAGUAAAGGUACUGCUGGCAUCGAUGGUUGUCCUGCAAGCGAUGGUUCGAUUCAAUACAUUUUAGUUGAUGCAGAUGAUAAUAUUUUGGAGACAGGUUCUGAUAAAUAUCAUGCUACUGUUUGUUGUUAUAUUAUCAUGGAUGAAAAUCAAGAUGAAAUCUACGAGCCCGACUCAGAUAUUUUUGUCACAAAUAUUAAGUGGACAAAUAAUGGUGCAAUGAUUUUACCCAAUGGAUCUGUAUUGUCAAUCCGAUCUACGAAAUAUAUUUCUAAUGAUAUAAAUGAUGUUAGUGUAUUGACUAGUGCUAAUAUUAAUGAAGUCUUAUGUGAUUCACAUCGUUUCAAAUGCCAUAUAAAUUCUAUAUCUGCUCUUCCGAUGAAUCAGCCAUACAUUCAACCCAUACAAAUAACAUCAGAAAUUCAUCUAUUGAACCGUCUAUUCACUGGUAGUGAAGUUUCAACCACUUUAAUCUGUCAAUAUCCAAUUCAAAUUACAGAUAUAGUAAUCCCAUCAUAUCUAGGUCCAAACGAACGAGCCAUUGUAACUGUCAAUUUUACUAAUAUAUCUUCACGAUCAUACGGAGCAUGCUUCAAUUCAGCUGGUUCUAUAGAAUUCAUACUAUCUACGCAUUCUUUAAUUAAAAUUAUACCGAUGAAUGAGGAAUGUUUUUAUCAAAUAACUUCUGAUGGUCGUGGUAUCUAUAAGAUAAAUGGUACAGUUACGCCAAAGUCAAAAAGAAGUAUCCGUUUUGAAAUUAUUUUAGAUGCCGCUGCUAAGAAACAAAUUUAUGAAGACUUAUUUUGGACAAUAGACUUAUUAUUACGCGACGUAUUUAUUGAAAGACAUACAAAUAACAUUCGUGUUAUUCCUGUAUUUAACCCGAAUGUACAUACCGAUAUACUCUUAAUUACUAAUUCUCAAUUUAGCCGAGCUGAAUUUCUUGCCUAUGAGAACUUAUUUCAAUUAUUCAACUAUUCAAGUCAAAUUUGGGAUAUUGAACGAUAUGGCAUAUUUUAUAAUCAGAAUGUGAAUUGGUUGAAUACAACAGAUUUAAUUAUUUUUAUCUAUUCAAAUCCUCAAUCAACAUUCAAAGUAAUUAACUCUCAAUUACUUUUACAACAUAUGAAUUCCUCGGAAAACGCAGGUUUCAUUUGUAUCGGUAAUUGUAAAUUGAAUGACUUUGAUUUUGCUUUAUUUGAUUACAAUAAAUUACAAUUUAUUAAUAUGAAACAAAAAACAAAAUCUGAAGCUAGAAAUCAUCUAUGGUCUGGUAUUGGAUUCAGACGACCUAGUAUCGAAGAAAUAAUUAAGAAGGGAAAUAAAAUUAGAAAUAAUUUUGAAAAAAAAGAUCAUACAUUUUUAUAUCAAUGCGUUUAUGAUAAUACCAUAAAUACAAACUCCAUGCAUUUUAUGACCGUUGGUUAUGGAAAUAAAUAUGUAUAUAAAUCAACUUUAGAUUCUCAAGUUGGUAGCCGAUUAAUUAUGGUUACUAGUGAUGAUCCUCUAUUAGUGAAUUCUCAUUUGCCAUUCACAUUGAAAACGCAAUUAAGUAAUAAACGUCAAAAUGAGAUUAACUCGCCUUAUAACCAGAAUAUUGAUAAAAAUUCAGAAUUUCCAAAUAUUAUUCAACGUGGAAUUGAUUUAAACUCAAAUUUUGGUAGAUUAUUAUGUGCUAUAUUAUUCUAUCAAGGAUUUGAAAAAUCUCAUGCAAUAAUUAGUGAAAAGCAUGAAUUGGCAAGUUGCGUAUUUAUAAUGAAUUCGAAUAAAUUUAAUUUCGAUCAAAUUUUAGCAAGUCUUGCAAUGUCGAUUAUAGAACGUGAAUACGAUCGUGAAAUUCUAGAAUUUCCAUUAUCAAAACUAUUAGUAAAGCAAAUAGCUAAUGUGAUUGAAAAAGAAAAGAAUAGAACGAAUGAUCAUGAAGUACAAAAUAACGGUUGGUUAUAUUUAUUAAUUCAAGCAGUAUCUGAAUAUAUUGAUAGUAAAUUUUUGAAUUCUUUUCCUUGGUGUAAUAGUACUGACAAAGCAAAACAACGACAUGAAUUAAUAAAAAUUCUAAAUUAUUUACAUCCAUUAUCAACUUAUAAAAUACGAAGAAACAAAAACAUGAAACAAGAAGUACGAAAUUUAAGACUACAAAAAUUAGCAAAUUUAAAAUUUCCAGCAGCUGAUAGAAGAGAAAAUUGUGUUCGACCAAUGUCAGAAAUUCUAGCAUGGCAAGAAGAACAAAAAUGGAAUGACAUACAAUCAUUAACAGAAUAUUACUUUUAA